Oncorhynchus nerka (sockeye salmon) is the source of this 5090-nucleotide messenger RNA. RefSeq names its product potassium voltage-gated channel subfamily A member 1-like. Gene Ontology annotation, cellular component: voltage-gated potassium channel complex; membrane. Gene Ontology annotation, biological process: protein homooligomerization; potassium ion transmembrane transport. Bases 375 to 2018 code for a protein of 547 amino acids. The transcript is spliced from 3 exons. NCBI's taxonomy places the organism in Eukaryota, Metazoa, Chordata, Actinopteri, Salmoniformes, Salmonidae. Gene Ontology annotation, molecular function: delayed rectifier potassium channel activity; protein binding. The record is from RefSeq and is a predicted model, not a curated record.
AGACUGAAGGCUGUGACCUACAAACAAGCUUAACUAUCUUCACUUCACCCAGGGUGGGGUAUCAGCAGACAGAUUAACACUACCCCUGAAGGAGCCAUGGUGCCCAGCUAGGGAGGUGGGAGAUAGAGACUUACGGAGAGAUCAAACAGGGGAUAGACAGACAGAGAGACGGCCAGAGGGUGUGCCGGACGGACAGACAGACAGACGGCCAAAGGGAGGGCCAGACAGACAGACAGCCAGACAGAUACCCUGUGGCGGAGGUACAGUAGUGGAGGCACCGUGAUUCUCUUGAGUAAUUAGUCUCUAUCAACAGUAGCUGACUGACAGAGGGUAAGGGGACAAACUGUCCUCACAAAGAACUAAAUAGAAGCUGAAUGACAGACCAAGGAAUGGAGAACCAUGACAAGGGUGGAGGUGAAGGAGGAGGAGAAGGAGACAAGAAACAUCUCCCAGAGGAGGUGAGCGAGAGUGACAAGGAGACCAAGGACCAGCGCAACAAGGCGGAGAAGGGAGAGAAGGAGACAGAGAAUAAUGGCAGUGAAAAGGAGAGGGUUGAGGGGAAAAGGGAAAGCUGUCGUCGCUCAGGCUCCCUGUGGAGGGGGGGCUGGGCCCUGACGGAGCGGCUAGCCAUCAACGUGUCAGGGAUGCGCUACGAGACACAGCUCCGCACUCUGGCCCAGUUCCCUAACUCCCUCCUGGGGGACCCUAACCGCAGAAUUCGCUACUUUGACCCUCUGCGCAAUGAGCUGUUCCUGGACCGGAACCGGAACUGCUUUGACGCCAUCCUCUACUUCUACCAGUCUGGCGGGCGGCUGCGGCGGCCUGCCAACGUGCCCCUGGAUGUGUUCUUGGAUGAGCUGCGCUUCUAUGAGCUUGGUGAGGAGAUCAUGGAACGCUUCAAGGAGGAUGAGGGCUUCCCCAAGGAGGAGGUGCCUGCGCUGCCUGAGAACGAGAUGCAGAGGAAGGUUUGGAUGCUUUUUGAGCACCCAGAAUCCUCCUCGGGCGCACGCAUCAUCGCCAUCAUCAGCGUCAUGGUCAUUGUCGUGUCCAUCGCCAUCUUCUGCUUGGAGACGCUGCCUGACUUCAGGAACGAGAAGGAGCUCCGAGAGAAAUUCACCUACCAGCCCCAUCCUACCCUCCCCAACAUCACCAUCCUGGUCCCUCCCACUGGCAGUGCUUUCCAUGACCCCUUCUUCCAGGUGGAGACCAUAUGUAUCUUCUGGUUCUCCUUUGAGCUCAUUAUGCGCUUAGCCAGCUCCCCCAGUAAGCUCCACUUCUUCAAGGACGUGAUGAACACUAUCGACUUCCUCGCCAUCAUUCCCUUCUUCGUCACUCUGGGCACAGAGCUGGCCAGGGACAAAACCUCCAACAAGGACCCGGGCAUGUCUUUGGCCAUCAUCAGGGUCAUUAGGCUGGUCAGGGUGUUCAGGAUCUUCAAGCUGUCGCGUCACUCCAAGGGCCUGCAGAUCCUGGGCCAGACUCUGAAGGCCAGCCUGAGAGAGCUGGCCCUGCUCAUCUUCUUCCUCUUCAUCGGAGUCAUCCUCUUCUCCAGCGCUGUCUACUUCGCCGAGGCGGACAGCCCCGACACGGUGUUCACCAGCAUCCCCGAGGCCUUCUGGUGGGCCGUGGUCUCCAUGACGACAGUGGGCUACGGGGACAUGUACCCUACGACUCUGGGGGGCAAGCUGGUGGGCUCCAUGUGUGCCAUCGCUGGUGUGCUCACCAUCUCCCUGCCAGUCCCCGUCAUUGUGUCCAACUUCAGCUACUUCUAUCACCGAGAGACGGAGUGUCUCGAGAAAAUCAGUGAGUACACCCACAUCAGCACCUCUCUCUGGGAGGGUGAGGAUGAGGAGGGAGACGAAGGGGAGGGAGAUUACACUCCCCUGUAUGUGGGCGACUGCAAGGGAAUCUGUAACCCCCUCAAUGGGACACUGCUGUCAGGACUGUGUGCGGGGCAGGACGGGUGGGAGAACAAAGGCAACGUGUACCUCAGGGAACCCCUGGUCACUCAGGUGUGAGACAGGAUAGAUUGAUAGACAGAGGAUCUGCUGAAUACAACCCUGGUACUCUGCCUCUAAGCUAAAUAGAGAGAAAGAUAAAGGAGGAUGGCAAAGUAAAGGAGACGAGAUACAAAAAAAAUACUAUUUUACUCAAGGACUUACUUGCACGCUUGCACCGUCAAUGGCUUACACCGUUUACUACAAACAGAACUGAUGAGUCCAUGGCAGAGAUAUUGUGACAGCUUGCGUUUUGCUAAUGUCACUGAGAAUCGAGUAUGAUGCCAUCAUAUUGACAAUAAAAACAGCUGAAACAGAAUGUAUAUUUAUUUAUGAUAUAUUUACCAGAUUGUAAUAACAGUUUAUACAGUACAUACAACUCUAGCAAUUGUAAAUGUUGGUGUUUAUAAGACAUGAGUGAAUUGCAGUGCCAUUUUAUAUGUUAUUGUGUGCUAGCUAGCUAAAUGCACAGGGCCGUUUUGAAUGUGUGUAGAGGGUUGACUAAGGGCGUUUUUACCAUUUUUGUGAACCCAGUGCAGUUUGCAAUUUUUUUUGUGCAGCGUGAACACUCUCAAAGAACUCAGACCCCCUCAGAAGAAGACAGAAGAGCCCCCUAAGCAAACCGAACUGAGAUCAUCUCGAGAGCUGGUCUGAGUUCGGUUCUCUUGAAUUCCGAGGUUUGAUUCCUUUUUUAGGGCAAUGUGAACACAAAGCUCCCCAGGUUCACUUGUCAUUAUUUCCGCACGACACACUAGGCUACUGCAGCAUUGUUUCCCUUGCCGUAACCACUCACAUUGGUGCCACAAAAGAGAGAAGUGGAUGUGCAGGUUCAUGGAAAAAAACCUGAUGUUUUUUUGUAUUGAUUAGCAAUUGUCAAGAAUCCACAGAAAUGUUUAGUUUUUAGUUCAGACUAUUUGUUUGCCAUAUGUGAUCUAUAGGCUAAGAGAGGUUCAUAAACUGUUUAUUUGAUUGUGGGGUUUGUAUAGUGUGAGAAGACAACAACAUGUUUGGUGAGAAUCACAACAUAGGGUCCAAAAUCAAUUCUAGCUCUUAAAAGGGCGGUAGCCUAAAUUGAGUGUACACUUUUCAAUUACAGUAUUAUUUCAUCUGCAGUUAUUCUUCUGCUAUUUAUCCUGUAACCAAUAAUAUUUACAUGUUAAUAGUGUCUUCUGAUUAAAUUUAUUAUUUCUCCCCUUUUUUCACUAAAUGCAGUCUAUUAGCUUUCAAAAUGUAAGCAGGUAGCUGUCCGAUAACACGUUUUGAUGGAAUGUCUUGUCCUGCACUGCACUUUGUAAAACCCUGGAGUGCAUUUUGGAAAAAGAUCUUGGUUACUUUCUAAACAUGGCAAUGCAAAGAGGACUCGGACCACAGGAUAGGUGAAGUGAACUGACAAAAGAGUUGAGUCCUCAUUCAAAGAUCACUUCUUUUAAAGAGGACUAUGUGUAAAAACACUCUGAAUGUCCUGAUGGGACUGGGCACCGUCUCUGAAAGCUAUGGCAGAAAUGCUCUGCAGUGAUAUUGUGGUGACGUGGAACACAAAGAGAUCAGCCUGGGGGCUGUGGUGCAAACAGAGAGCAGCCCUAAGUGUUGGUCCUGGGCCAGUGGAGAGUUUUCAGUGUGUAAGGGAGACAGCUAGGCUGGGUGGCAGGGAAAUCUGAUCCUGGACCUGUCAGGCUUCCAGCUGACCCUUCCUCCCAAUGGCUGUGCAGGGCUAACACUAGUAGAUACCACUGGCCUAAAUCCACACUCACCCCACUGGGUAGAAGUACUUUACUGGUCAUCCAAAGACACAUCCCUGCCCCUGUCCAUGUUACCAUGGUGCCUCAAUUAUCUUGCCUACUUAGAAUGUGUCUUAACAAAAUGCUUUGCACAGUGUUCAGUGUUUAUACUGUGCUUUAUAAAUAUGUUCUUAUGAUCAGAGAUUGUGAGCUGCACAGAUAGUGGGUUGUGUGUGUGCGUCUGUGUAUGUGUGUGCGCAGUGUAUGUGUAUAUGUGUGUGUGGUUACCAGUAUGUGUGUGUGUGUGUGUGUGUGUGUGUGUGUGUGUUUGUGUGGUUACCAGUACGUGGUCUAUGACUGUAUGUGUGUGUGUGUGUGUGUGUGUGUGUGUGUGGUUACCAGUAUGUGUGUGUGUGUGGUUACCAGUAUAUGUUCUGUGUGUGUGUGUGUGUGUGUGUGUGUGUGUGUAUGCACGUGUGUGUGGUUACCAGUAUGUGUUCUAUGACUGCGAACCCUGUUAAUAUUUGUUGUAUUUAAUAAAGAUAGUAUUUUAUCAGUUAUCUAAAUGAGUCCCUGUUUUGUUAACAGAGGGGAGAUGAGUCAGCAGAUGUCCACUUCACCACAAAACAAUUAUCUAAACAACAACAACCAAAAUGUCUUUCAAAAUGUUGACAUAAUAUGUUAAAUGUAUGAUAUUAUUGGUAGGUUUAGACACCAUCUGUUUAACUUGGUGAGAGAGCAGAUAGGAUCAUUUGUGUUCCCACUUCACACGCACCCCAAAGGAAUGAGUUGAUUUCCCUCCUUGCAACUAUCUCUUUAGUCUCUAGAGGUCAAAGCACUCAGUGCAAAUCCUCCUAGUCAUCCCAGUUCAGCGACAUCAUACUGAGGACUCUGUGGUUGCUUCUUCUGAGCCAUGAAGCCAGAAGAAAUAUGUACUGUGUAUUUUGCAGAUUGAAAUAAUUAUGUAAACAAUAACGAAUUAUACAAACAACAUACAUUUUAUGGGACAACCAUACAAACAAAUCCCAUAAGUACAGUGAUUCAUGUCUGUAGUUGUCACGCCCUGACCUUGGAGAUCCUUUUUAUGUCUCUAUUUUGGUUUGGUCAGGGUGUGAGUUGGGGUGGGCAUUUCUAUGUGUUGUGUUUCUAUGAUUUUUUUUAUCUCUAUGUUUUGGCCGGGUAUGGUUCUCAAUCAGGGACAGCUGUCUAUCGUUGUCUCUGAUUGAGAACCAUACUUAGGUGCCUUUUUUCCCACCUGUCUUGGUGGGAAGUUGACUUUCUUUAUGGCACUUAGCCUUAAGCUUCACGGUUUUGUUUUGUAGUGUGUAUUGUUUUGUUCUGCGUCUUUUUCUUAAUUAAAGAACAUUUACGCUCA